UGAGAUCAGCUGAUCCUUUCAUCCUUGCGCGGACCAAAACAGCUAGCGCUAGCUUAACAGCUGGUAAUGCAAGUUAUGAAUGGACAUGUCAAUUUAGUAAGACACAAUUAGGUAGGAUAUUCCAGGUUAUUGUUUCUGGCUGUUUAACAAUAGUGUCUCGUCUGUCAACAGUCAACGUGUCCAAGGAGCUGUCAUGUAGCUAUUAAUGCCAACCUGCGUCAGUGACCGAAGCUAAUGGGCUAACUUACCUAGAUGUUCAGGUACCGUUGCCGAGUUUUUCGCCGCAUACACGGUUAACGCUUGUUAAAAAAUCGAGUUAAUGAAAUAAAUGCGGUGGGCAGUUCUGCUCUUGUGAGGAAUUGAAUGCUUCAGGCCACCAAACAGGCUGGAAGCUUUAAUUCCACAUUAAUUAUGACUUGUCUCUGAGAAUGGGUGGAAGUGGAUCCAAAGCCAAAGGUGUCUGGCCUUUCGCAGGCAGUGGAGGCGAGUCAGGAAAUGAUGGAAACGAACAGUCUUUAGCCCGUCUGAAAGGUUCAAGAAAUGCAACACCAUUUGUUUUUACAAGGAGGAGUUCUUUGUACUAUGACGAGGAUGGCGACCUUGCCCAUGAAUUCUACGAGGAGAUGGUGGUGACAAAAAAUGGCAGGAAAAAGUCCAAGUUGAAAAGGAUCCAGAAAAAUCUGAUUCCACAGGGAAUUGUGAAGCUGGACCACCCCUGCAUUCAUGUAGAUUUCCCCAUCAUCCUCUGUGAGGUGUGAGAAGUUACACAGGACUGAUCUCAAAUGAUGUGCUGUCACAGGAACCUCUAAGAGCAAAGUCUCACUCCAGUCAGAGGGAUUGUGGUCAAGACUAGAAAUAUGGUCCCGAGGACUUAAAGGGAAAACUCAAGCUGUCAUGAUAAAUCACCAUUUUGAGUGAAAUGCAACACAUUUGAAUUUCACUGAGGUCAGUGAGUGCAUUGUUCUCUAAAAUCACUUAAAUGACAUUUACAGUAGUGGUGGUACAGUUUGUCUCCACUACCCAGCUGAUAUGUAAGCAUUCAUGUUCUACAUGUUGUAUUUCUCUUGUGAUUUUUUUUUAAAAUUUUUCCAAGGAAAAACAUUUAAGUCUUUAAAUGGCCCAUGCCUUUAGGAAAAUGUAGAGUGUUACACUGUUUCUUUGUACAUGUUCAUGUUUCUGUCUCAUUUGGGUGAACGUGUGACUGAGAGAUUGGAGGUAACAGGGUACUAAAUAUGGUGGAUUGUGAAGUGUAUUGUACAUAUAGUCAUGCUCUGUAUUGUCAUGCUUGAGUGUGGUUUGUUUACUGGAGCUCAGACCUGCACUAGUGAACAUUAUGUACUGUAAAUAAUUUCAGAUUUUUUUUUAGUUGGAAAUACUUGAAUAAAUAGUUUAUUGAGCUGAAAGUCGAGUCAAAUUCUUUAUAUGUUUCUUUGCCAUUAAGACCCUUCUGCUGUUUCCCCAAUACCACACAAUGUAAUUAUGCAUUUUUCAUUUUAUUUCACUUGAACAGGUGCAGAAUGAAGUGUAAAAAAAUUUGAUUAGAUAAGGUUUGUUUUUCACUGAUAUGAAGGAGGUUUUGCUAAUUUUACUGGAUACAUUAGUAUGAUUGACACAAAGGUAUUUUUGUUGGUAUUUUUAAGGGUACUUUGAAGCUAAUUUCCUGUUAACGAUUUUUUUUGUGUUGUCAUCUUGGCAGCUACAAUUGUAAAAAUGAAAUGUGCCACAGCUGCAUCAUUUUAAUAGUGUUGCAGCAUACCUAUGUAUUUUGUUAAUUAUCAUUAAAUGUG
Molecule: messenger RNA, 1787 nt
Organism: Melanotaenia boesemani (Boeseman's rainbowfish)
Lineage: Eukaryota; Metazoa; Chordata; Actinopteri; Atheriniformes; Melanotaeniidae
Gene: tusc2a
Product: tumor suppressor 2, mitochondrial calcium regulator a
Exons: 4
Coding region: 429-758 (109 amino acids)
Biological process (GO): inflammatory response; regulation of mitochondrial membrane potential
Cellular component (GO): mitochondrion
Source: RefSeq, a predicted model, not a curated record